This is a messenger RNA of Gasterosteus aculeatus aculeatus (three-spined stickleback), 3992 nucleotides long. It is a transcript of the gene tlcd2, whose product is annotated as TLC domain containing 2. Lineage: Eukaryota; Metazoa; Chordata; Actinopteri; Perciformes; Gasterosteidae. Gene Ontology annotation, cellular component: plasma membrane. The record is from RefSeq and is a predicted model, not a curated record. Gene Ontology annotation, biological process: plasma membrane organization; phospholipid homeostasis; regulation of membrane lipid distribution.
GGGGUUGUACAAGAGGACGGUUUCACAACUGUUAAAGAGGCUUCCCCGCCCACGAUCACCAGCAGUCACACCCGCGGCGACAGAGCUUUCCUUUAGAGGGGAUCUUCACACAGAAACCCAAAAAAAUUACUCCAGACGUUGGAGAGCCAUCUGAGUGAUUUGUCCACGCCUCCUCUUUCCACACAGCAACCGUAAAAGAAACACGUUUUGUGGGAUUUUUUUUUUUUUUUUUGGCGCUUCACAACCGAUCGGGGAAUAGAACCCGCGCGUGAUUUGAUUCACUCGUCGAGUGUGCACCUAUUUCGGGCUCUUUUUCUUUAAGGGGGGGCAACGGUGUAGCCUGUGAAGUCUACACACGUUUGUGUUAGAAACAGAUCCUCGCAGACAUGGAAUUGAGCUCAGUGCUCUUAACGACCGGGAGCUCCGUCGGGUUUUUCAGACUCGUCAACACCGGGUUCAGAAACCUGCCCACGCCUGAAUCCGCCCGCAGGAACGCGUGGAAGUGGAGAAACAUCUCGGCGUCCUUUGUGCACAGCGGCAUCACUGCGAUAUGGGCCGUGCUGUGCUUUUUCCUGCACCCACAGAUGGCAGAAGAUUUGAUAGAAACCCACUCUGUGUUUUCUCACGCUUUGGUGUCGUUUUCUAUCGGUUACUUCAUCUAUGACUUCCUUGACAUGGUGAUGAACCAGAAGCUGAGUCAGUCCUGGGAGCUUCUCUUCCAUCACGUUGUGGUGAUCACCUGCUUCGGCCUCUCGGUGCUGUCCUGCCGCUACGUUGGCUUCGCCGUGGUGGCCCUGCUGGUGGAGAUCAACUCCGUGUUCCUCCACCUCAGGCAAAUGCUGCGUAUGGCCGGCAACGCGGUGGGCACGCUCUACCGGGUCAACAGCAUCGUCAACCUGGGCACGUACGUGGUGUUCCGCAUCAACACGUUGGCCUGGAUGACCCGCUGGCUGGUGCUCAACAGGGACAACGUGCCCCUGCUGGCCUACACGCUGGGCAGCGUGGGAAUGGCCAUCAUGACGGCCAUGAACAUCGUCCUGUUCUGUCGCCUGCUCAGGAGCGACUUUCUGAAGAGCAGCACCCGGGAGACCAAGAAGGAGAAGGAGAUGUAAGGACAUGGGGAGGAAGGGAGGAAACGAGGAUUAUGAUCUGUAAACGCACUCAUUACCGUAUUUUAACGUCAGUUUUGCUACCGCUUUAGUCUGUGUGCGUGCGUGCGUGCGUGUGUGUGUGUGUGUGUGUGUGUGUGUGUGUGUGUGAGAUGCCCAUAUAGUGGGAGAUGGAGGAAUCUUGUCGUCUUGCAUACUGUACAGUUACAUCCAUACAACAUGUGAUCGAGUGGCCUUACGUGAAACACUGAUCACAGCUAAAGGUAAAAGCUACAUUUUGUUGUACUUUUAGGCUUGUGUAGCAGUAUUGUGUGGCCCAAUAAUCCCGAAGUGCCAUAAGUGGUUCACUGAUGGCAGUUUCUUUGUGUGAACAGUAUAAGGUCUUGUAGAACAACACAAAUAGCCUUAUUUCCUAAAGUAAGUUCUAAAGUGUAGCUUACAGUAAGCGAAGAUGCUCGUGAGACGAACCCACUGGCUCAUUAUAUUCCCAAAGAUGAAGUAGGACACGACUACAAAUAUCUUCAGAAUAAUCUUUUUAUUUGCCACUCGUCCAAACUCGUUUGUUGUUCAACGCUCGCACUGCGGAGGUGAAUACAUCUCACUUUCUUUUUUUUUUUUUUUUCCUCCAACAAAUCUCAAGUAAAGACGCCUGCUACCUCAGAAAGCUUCUUUCUUUUGCCUCACUCUUACACAAGCUCUGCUUUCAGUGUUAGGAAAGCUCUUUGAAAACUUUAAUGUGGCAUCUAAAUAAAAUAGUUCGGAUUUGACGACACAAUGUAGCUAAACGGUGUCGUGCUUCGCCAAAUUCAUUUAAAACAUCUUCAAUAGAGAACUUAAAAAUCAAUAACAAAAUAUGCGAUGGUCAAAGUAGGUUUUAUGUUCAUUAUAAAUAUACAUUAUAAUCCUCAAAACGACUCGAGCCUCUCGGAUCUGCUAAACGAUAGUAUUAGUGUUUGUAAUUCUUUUUGGAACUGUAUUGAUUGGCUAAUGGAUCAAUUACACGGCCAAUGGCCUCAGGGUGCAGCCGUAAUGGAAGUUUUGAGAACAUAACAGGUUUAAUGACAAUACAUUGCGCUACUGGACUAAGUGGCGCUAAUGUUUUCAUGGUGCAUGUGUUGGGUCGGUGAACUCGCAGUAGGAGCUUUCAGACCGGCAGAAGUUGUUAUUCCACAUUUGGCCUUUGGAGGACAGCAGACUCCUCCUCAUCAUCCCCUCAGUGAUCUCGGUACAGGCGUCACCAGAGACGUCUUCAUUUUUUAAAUUGUUUUAAGCGUUUCGGUCAACCUGUGCCUCCUGCCUCAUGUUUUGAAAUCCCAGAGGUCGUUGUUGGAACAAACAGGUCUGGGAUCUGUGAAUGAAGAAAACUGCCCGGCUGCCAUAAGGCUGCAUUCUCUCACCACUCACAUUACAUCAUUGCAGCGCUCGUGUGGACCAGAUACAUCUGAUGCCAUAUACGAGUGUGUGUUUUUUUGGUGAGGAAUCUUUGUAAGUGUAUUUGAAAUUUUAUUUGUGCUAAAAAAUAGAAGUUGUGGAUUAAACAAACAAAGUUUAUUAAUUAUACCUAUUAUAAAAAAAAAUCUUGAUGACAGUGACGUAAAUGUGAUUGUGUAAGUUGUGUUGUUGCAGCACAUUAUGCCUCUCGGGUCUUAUAUUCACUGUAGCCAAAUGUAUACAGGGGGGGAGGAAACUCAUCGUCGUCAGGCCCUAAAACCAGGCUGUCCAACCACGUUACUCACACAGGGAACAGACAUCACACUCCACUCUGUUCCAGAUGGAAAGAAACUUCAGAUACAAACUGUGAGUUAAACGACGUAAACGCAGACCCUUACAGAAAUGCUUUGUCCAUCUUAAAUUCAACACCACUGCACUGAAAAAAUGACAGUUUGGGAGGGAGACGGUUAAAUUUGAUUUACCGUUAUUGAGAAUUCUCCGAUUUUAAGAUGAGGGUUGUUGUUUUUUUAUUUGCCCUUUUUCUUUAAAUUAGUUUUUUAGGGCAGCUUGACUUUGUGGUUUUAGUGAAGACAACUGGUGACUAUUGAAGUUCUUACUAACAAGCAAGCUUGUAUUUGUAAAUAUAUUGUAUGAGGCUUUAAUGUUAAAGAGAGUAAUCUGAAUUAAGCGUUAUGUGGCUCCCUGCUUUUAUGAAUUGUGAUGAAAUGUGACGGCCAGGUUGAGAUGGCUCCACACAACAAUGUCGUAAUGACACUAAAACGAUCCACUGUUGUGCUCUCUGCAUUCUCAUUUCUGCUCUUUCUUUUUUGUUUUUUUUUGCGUUCAUUCAAACAGUUGAUUUCAAACCGUUCUGAGGCCAUGGAUGAUUCUGUUUUUUUUUAUAUUUCUCAGUGGUGAACACAUGGAAAACUAUUUUUCAGGACAGAGUGCGGCAGCAGUUACGACUGUUGCCACGCUCCUUUCUCACCGAACACGGGGAACGUGGUGUUUCACUGCAUCGGUCUCACACAAUGAGAAAACCCACACUUUUCUCUAUCACAACCUACAAAUGAUGCAGUUUUACAGUUUUUGCUGGUUCAUUUAUUGUUGUUUUGUGGUGGAUGGUGAAAUAUUGUCUGUUUAUAAACAAUGAAAUUCACAGUGAAGACUGUUUGCACUGUGCAGAAUUAUCAAAAUCUUUAAAAAAAAAAAUGUUGAUUAAGGGGAAACUUUGGAUUACUGAAGCUACCAAAACCAACUGAGGUAUUGAUUGUCAUGAUUAUCAUCUGCUUUCUCGGAGUGGCAACUUUUCACAGAAUGAUGCCUUUAGGUGUAAACUUAACAGUUCUAUUUUCCAUGUUUUGCCAGAUUGAUUUGUAAUUAAAAGUUCAAUUUAUAUGUUUAUAUAUUAACAUUAUUUGUUUUACGUGAAAAUAAAGAUUAAAGAAACAA